AUGGAGAUGAGCAGAGAAGAGAGUAAAUCAGAUAUUAAGAUACUGGAAAUAGCGUCAUCGGAAGAAAUAAACAAAGAAUUUGAUGUUGCUUUCAAGUUCUUAAAAGAGAAUGGUCACGAACUUAAGGAUAUUCUGAGUUUCAAAUUAUCACCACAAUUACUAAGAAAGAUAGAUUUCAGAAUAAUUCCAAUCCUUUGCAUCAUAUAUUUUUUGCAGUUUUUAGAUAAAACUUUAUUAAAUUACUCUGCUGCCAUGGGUAUCAAAGAAAACCUUCAAGGAAAUGAAUUCUCCAACUUGAGCACUAUUUUCUAUGCUUCGUAUAUUUUUGCAGAACCGUUUGCCUCUUAUUUUUUGCAAAUUUUCCCAAUAUCAAAGGGCCUUGGUGUUGGAGUAAUAUGCUGGGGAAUAGUGUUAUCAUGUCACUCUGCUUGCAAGACGUAUGCUUCCUUGAUGGUUGUAAGGUCCUUGCUAGGAAUUUUCGAAUCGUGCUCAGCUGUCGGUAUUAUUUCAAUUUCUGGAAUGUAUUAUACAAAACCAGAACAAAUAAGUAGAGUGGGGAUUUGGUCAAUUCAGAGUGGGACGGGUACUAUUGUUGGAGCGCUCUUAUCAUUUGCGUUUCAGCAUGUUCAUACAACGAGAUUCACUUCGUGGCAAAUAUUGUUCCUUGUUGUUGGUAUUUUAACAUUUUCUUUCGGAGUUUUCGUAUGGUUUUAUUUACCUGAUAAUGUUACUUCCACAUCAUUUUUAAAUAAUGAAGAGAAAUUAAUGGUUCUUGAGCAUAUUAGGCCUAAUAAGACUGGAACUGAAAAUAAGCGAUUUAAAAAGGAGCAAGUUUAUGAGUUAUUGUUUAAGGAUAAAUUCACUUGGCCGAUGUUAUUGUUAACCAUGACAUCUCAAAUAGUUACUGGUGCAGUUGGCACAUAUAGCGUUACUGUUAUUGGUACAUUUGGUUUUAAUAAUUAUGCAUCGGCGUUGGUACAAAUUCCAAUUGGAGUAAUUAUUAUAAUAAUUAUAUUUGCUAGUAGCCAAUUGGUUGCUCAUUUUGGAAGAAGAACUUUUGUAGCUAUAUCUAUGAUGGUUCCAUCCAUUGUGGGUUCAAUAGCUCUCUUGUGCCUUCGCUUAGAUCAAAAACUUGGCAACCUAUUUUCACUUUAUCUCCUUUACAGUGGAUCUAGCGUACUCGUCUUGAUAUAUGCCUGGAAUAGCGCAAAUACAGCGGGAUACACGAAGAGAAUGUUCAGAAACGCUCUAACAUUGGUUUUUUUCUCGCUUGCAUCUUUAAUUGGUCCACAAAUGUUUCAAGCAUAUUCUGCCCCUUCGUAUGUUCCAGCUAAAAUCGCUAUUUUGGUCACACAAGCUGUCUCAAUUCCAUUACUUCUUCUUAUAGGUUACAUGUCAAAAGUAGAAAACAAAAAAAGAGAUGGAGAAAUGAAAUCACAUGAAGAAGGGUCUUUAGAGUUUUUAGACUUAACUGAUAUUGAAAAUAGAGAUUUUAGGUAUUCUUAUUAA
Messenger RNA from Priceomyces carsonii, 1509 nucleotides. RefSeq lists its product as uncharacterized. The transcript has a single exon. Gene Ontology annotation, molecular function: transmembrane transporter activity. Gene Ontology annotation, cellular component: membrane. The record is from RefSeq and is a predicted model, not a curated record. Gene Ontology annotation, biological process: transmembrane transport. Bases 1 to 1509 code for a protein of 502 amino acids. Lineage: Eukaryota; Fungi; Ascomycota; Pichiomycetes; Serinales; Debaryomycetaceae.